AUGGAAAGUAUCGAUAGCACUCAUCGCAGGGACGCAAGCAUGCAGGGUGCUGCAGAGCCGGCACCAGUUCUUGCAGAAAAUCUAGAUCCAUCGUUGGAGAUUCAAGAAAAGCUACCUCACAACUUGACAGAGCAACAGGAGAACUUGAAUACCGUUGUAGGUCUAGAAGUAUCCAACAAUUCCUUGAACGACAAGACAGAUGACACAACUUCCACAAAUAACACUGAAAAAGUGAACAACAUAUCUGAUAGUGGUUCAGGCAGUGGCAGUAUAAUGGUAACAAGUGCAAGAAAAUCUAACGGGGACAAUAUGGAUCAUCAUGCAAACAUUGCGGCCACCCCAAAUAAGAGAGCAGUAACUGAAAGCAGGCCAUACAAAGGUCUUGUUGAUACUGCUGCACCAUUUGAGUCUGUUAAAGAGGCUGUUACCAAGUUUGGAGGAAUUGUUGACUGGAAAGCAUACAGAAAUCAUACAAUGGAGAGGCGCGGGGCUAUGCAACUUGAACUUGAGAAGGUUAAACAAGACAUUCCACAAGUCAAACAAGGUUCAGAAACUGCUGAAAUGGCAAGAUCGCAAGUGGUCGAGGAGCUAGAGACAACCAAAAGACUUGUAGAGGAGCUGAAGCACAAGCUGGAGAGAGCACAGGUUGAACUAGAGCAAUCAAAGCAGGAUUCUGAACUUGCACAGCUCAGGGCACAAGAAAUGGAGCUGGGGAUCGACAAUGGAGCUAGUGUAGUAGCUCAAACAGAGUUGGCAGUAGCCAAAGAACGGCAUCAAAAGGCUAUUGAGGAACUGAAGAUGGUCAAGGAGGUAUUAGGAUCAACACAAGAACAGUACACCACUUUAAUAACUGAAAGGGAUGCAGCAAUCAAGAGAGCAGAGGAAGCUGCUUCUUCUGCGAAGGAGACAGAGAAGCGAGUCGAGGAGCUUACUCUAGAGCUAUUCGCAUCCAGAGAAUCUCUCGAGUUAGCACACACCGCGCAUCACGACGCAGAAGAACACAGGCUUGGAGCGGCUUUGGCAAAGGAGCAGGAUUGCCUGGCCUGGGAGAGAGAGCUGCAGCAGGCGAAAGAGGAGCUGCGGCAACUCGAUGAGCAAAUCCUAUCCAAAACCUCUGCGCAGUCCAAACUUGAUGGAAACAAGGGCAUUUUGCUUAGGCUCAGUGCUGAUCUGGCUGCCUAUAUGGCAAACAAAUCGAGCGAAGAAGAUGGAGCAGUUGAGGAGCAUGGUUCUGAGGAAGAUAGAGAAAUGAGCAGGUCAAUCAAGCAAGCUCUAGCAUCAGCCAGAAUGGAGCUUGAGGAUGUUAGAGGAAACAUUGCAAAAACAAAUGAUGAAGCCAACUUAAUACGAGCUGUUGCAGAAUCGCUAAGUUCGGAGCUGGAGAAGGAGAAAGCUUCACUUGUUACAUUGCAGCAGAGGGAGAGCAUGGCGUCCAUCACAGUUUCCUCUCUAGAAGCCGAGCUCAGUAGAACAAAACAAGAGAUAGAAAUGGCGUACACCAAGGAAGCAGAAAGCAGAGCAAAAAUGGCGGACAUUCCAAAAAUGCUGCAGCGAGCAGCCCAGGAGGCAGAUGACGCCAAGGUGGCAGCACAUUCGGCACGAGAAGAACUGAUGAAGUCCAAGGAAGAAGCCGAGCAAGCCAAGGCCGCUGCCACGACUGCGGAGGUCAGGCUACGUGCAGCUUUGAAAGAAAUAGAGGCGUCUAAGGCAUCCGAGAGGCUGGCACUAGUGGCAGCUCAAGCAUUGCAAGAGAGUAAGGAGGCUACAAGCUCUGAAGAUUCUCCGAGAGUGACACUUCCGGUAGGCAAAUACCACCUUCUUAGCAAGAGGGUUCAUGAAGCCGAAGAGCUCACCAGCGAAAGGGUGGCGGCAUCGUUGGCGCAAAUAGAGCUGGCGAAAGAGUCUGAGUCAAGGAGCCUGGAGAGACUUCUUGAAGUAUCCAGGAGUGUGGACCAAAAGAAGGAUGCUCUGAAAAUCGCAUCGCAAAGGGCUGCCAUGGCAGAGGAGGGGAAACUUGGCGCCGAGGCGCAGUUGAGGAAAUGGAGAUCUGAACACAAGCAGCUUCGAAAAGCUCAUGAAGCUGCAAAACAUGCAUCUAGUCCUUUGAGUACUCCAUUUGCUGGAUACAAGGAGGCCUCUUACAAGGAAAAUAAGGAAGUCCUUACAGAAGCAAUAUCAUAUAUGUCAGAUAAUAGCAUGGGUGGAUUUGUUUCGGACAAGAAGCUACGGAAAAAGAAGACGUUUUUCCCCCAGAUGUCCACCCUUUUCUCUAGAAAGGUGCAGACACAAACAUAA
This is a messenger RNA of Triticum turgidum subsp. durum (durum wheat), 2295 nucleotides long. The record is from the annotation of a GenBank genome assembly. NCBI's taxonomy places the organism in Eukaryota, Viridiplantae, Streptophyta, Magnoliopsida, Poales, Poaceae.